This is a messenger RNA of Cladophialophora psammophila CBS 110553, 1305 nucleotides long. RefSeq lists its product as uncharacterized. Lineage: Eukaryota; Fungi; Ascomycota; Eurotiomycetes; Chaetothyriales; Herpotrichiellaceae. The transcript has a single exon. The record is from RefSeq and is a predicted model, not a curated record. Gene Ontology annotation, cellular component: nucleus. Gene Ontology annotation, biological process: regulation of DNA-templated transcription. Bases 1 to 1305 code for a protein of 434 amino acids. Gene Ontology annotation, molecular function: transcription cis-regulatory region binding; DNA-binding transcription factor activity, RNA polymerase II-specific.
AUGUUUCUGGACCGCUACAAGGACAUGGUGGCAUCGGUGCCGUUCGCCAUCCAACUGCCACUCAUGACACUAGACGGGCUCUUGUCGUCGUUCCCAAUCUUGCUCCUCGCAGCCAUUCUCACAGGAAGCAGCUCCGAUCCGGACUUCGAAAAGCAAGCGGGCGAGGCAUUUCGACACGUCCUCGCCGAUCGAGUCAUCGUCAGGGGACAGAAGAGCCUGCAACUUUUGCAGAGUCUGCUGACGUACAUGACGUGGUAUCACCACCGCUUCGACCCACAGACUGCCCAAUUCUACCAGCUCCUGCAGCUUGCAAACGGCAUGGUCGCCGAUCUUGGGCUACCCAGGAGAUUUGCCAAAGAAGGAACAUUCGGCGAUCGGGGCGAUGAGGAUGUGAACGCCAGUCGGGCAUUCUUGCUCUGCUACUACCUCAACUGCGGCGGUGGAGUGCUUGGGUACGACAGGCCCGAGAAUAUGCGGUGCAUUGAGAAUUUAAGGAACGCUGCGAAGUUGCUGGCUGAGGUGUCCGACAGAGCUCUUGAUCCGGAAGCACCGGCGCUGGUCGAGCUGCUACACAUUGUAAGCCUACAUCGGGGUGACGGAAAUGAGAACCAGUCUGAACAUCGCGUUCCGCCUUCACGAAGUCUUUCUGGGUGGAAAGCCACCUACAUACGGCAAGAGACGUCGGCGAGCCUGAGGUCGACCUACCAUUUCGUUGCAGCGUACAGCGUGCUCAAAUCAUCGAGCUCAAAGGCCAUGUCGGCCCAGGAUGCCCGGCUCAGCUUCCAGCAUUUCAAAGCGGUCUUGUCCAACAUCCUUGACCAGAAGCUCUGCUAUCUUGUCCAGCUGGGCGUCAUCGAGUGGGCACAUUUGAUUACGACUUUGUUCCUCCUCGCCCGUCUGGAGAGCUCUGAAGUGGCCAGAUCGGGUACGGCGGGUUCCUUCGGCCAAUCACUGCUCGCACACCAGUAUGUCGCUCGCUUCCGAGCCCUUGUGGAUUGCUUGACGACGCAGGCCGAGGCAAGCACGGCCUUCCGGGCGCCGCAUCUCCUGGGCUGGCUCGACAAGAUAUUAACGGCCGUCAUGCAGCUGUCGAGCUCCGUGGAGGCAUCUCAUGUAUCAUCCAGCGAUGAGAGUGACCACCACCACCAGGAAUCAGCCUACGAGAUCGUCAACUCUUUCAUGGAGGACCGGGGCAAUGUGCGACAUCCAGCUCCAAGGGAACCAACUAAUGUGAGAAAGCAGGUGCAGAGAAAAGACGAAGAAGACUUUUGGACCGACUUUAUGUCGGACUGGCUGAAUUGGUAG